UAUUAUUAUUUUGUUUUAAAAUCAAAUAAACUCGCUUACCUAAAUUGACGGAGCAGGGGUCAUUUGAUAUGAAUUUUCUUGUGCGCGUCUCUUCUUGGGUCCUCUGUUUCUUACUUUCUUUUGUCAUGCGGAAAUAUUGUGCGUGAAGAAUGUGUUCGCUGAUUGGAAGUUGUUGUGUGAGUGGUGCGUUUUGGAAUACAUUUUGAAUGAUAAAAAGCAAAGAAAUCCAAUAUUUGGAUUUGAAGGACGUGUUUCUUGAAGGGUUUUGGUGGGUUUUUUGUUGACCUUAAGAAUUUGGGUAUUGAAAAGGAUUAAGUUCUUCAAGGGUUCUGCUGGGGUUUUCUUAGUUGAGCUCGUCAGAUUCAAUUGAGAGUCUUGAAGCUUAUCAAAUGAAAUGGAUCCUGACGAGAGUUUAAGCAAAGGGAAAACUGAAGAAUCUUAUGGUGCCACGGCUUCUAAUGAGGUGGAGAAUCGGAGUGCAACUAGUUCACCGCUGAUGCACAAGGAUGUUUCAUCACCUGUAGAGAUCUCAAAAUCCAAGGAAUUGAGUUAUAGUGCUCCACCACAUCCUCGAAGGGCCUUGGAUCACAGCGUUACUGCACCUGCAAGCGUCCGCAGAAAUCUAUUUCCUGAAACCAAGGAAGCUGUAUAUUCUAGGUCGAUGACUGAGAAGUGGUGGACCCAAUCAUGGAUUCCAAAGCACGAACUUAAGUUAGAUCGACUGUCGGAGCGUGAAAAGCAAAAGCUUAUUGUGGAACUUGUAAAGAUCCAAAGUGAUGGUACGGUGGAGGUGGAUCUAUCUAAGAAUGCACCUGUAGCUUCAGAGUUGUUCGAGUACCAAUCUGUUGAAGGGUUUCACCCAGACAUGGAAUUCAUCGUAACGGAUUCUAACAAAUCUAUUCCGAAACUAAAGAUUGCAAUGCUUGUGGUGGGAACAAGAGGAGAUGUUCAACCUUUUCUUGCUAUGUCAAAGAGACUUCAGGAGUUCGGUCAUCAUGUUAGGUUAGCGACACAUGCAAACUUCCGCUCUUUCGUAGAGUCGGCUGGUGUAGACUUCUAUCCUUUGGGCGGUGAUCCUCGUAUUUUGGCAGGAUAUAUGGCAAGAAAUAAAGGUCUUAUUCCCUCAGCACCUGGUGAAAUAUCUACACAGAGGAAGCAACUAAAGGCAAUUAUUGAAUCUCUUCUUCCAGCAUGCACAGAACCAGAUCUGAAAACUGGAAAAGCUUUCCAUGCUCAGGCAAUUAUUGCAAAUCCUCCUGCCUAUGGGCAUGCUCAUGUUGCCGAAGCUCUUGGUGUACCUCUUCACAUGUUCUUCACAAUGCCUUGGACGCCGACAUCUGAGUUUCCUUCCCCAUUGGCACGUGUUCCUCAAAGCGCUGGUUAUUGGCUCUCGUAUAUAGUUGUGGAUCUUCUGAUCUGGUGGGGCAUAAGAGGAUAUAUAAAUGACUUCAGGAAGAAGUUGAAUCUUGCUCCCAUUGCAUACUUUAGCAUGUAUCGUGGUUCAAUAUCUCAUUUCCCAACUGGCUACAUGUGGAGUCCUCAUGUUGUAUCAAAACCAAGUGAUUGGGGUCCGCUGGUCGAUGUUGUUGGUUAUUGCUUCUUGAAUCUUGCUUCCAAGUAUCAACCUCCUGAAGAAUUCAUUCAAUGGAUUGGAAAAGGAACAAGUCCCAUAUAUAUUGGGUUUGGGAGUAUGCCUCUUGAAGAUUCAGUGAAAACCACAACUAUCAUUUUGGAGGCUCUGAGAAAAACGGGACAAAGGGGGAUAAUUGACCGAGGUUGGGGGGAUCUUGGGACCUUUCCAGAAAUUCCUGAGGAUGUUUUUCUUCUGGUGGAUUGCCCUCAUGAUUGGCUAUUCCCUCAAUGUGCAGCCGUGGUUCAUCAUGGAGGUGCUGGAACAACGGCCACAGGAUUGAGAGCUGGGUGUCCUACAACUAUUGUCCCCUUCUUCGGAGAUCAGUAUUUUUGGGGUGAUAGAAUAUAUCAUAGAGGACUGGGGCCAAAUCCAAUCCCAAUUAAUCAGCUCAGUGUUGAAGCACUUUCAGAUUCGAUAAAUUUCAUGCUGCAGCCAGAGGUGAAAAGUCGAGCAAUGGAUUUGGCAAAACUAAUAGAAAACGAAGAUGGGGUCGCGAAUGCAGUUGAUGCAUUUCAUCGGCAUUUGCCAGCAGAUAUGCCACUCUCGUCAACUCUACCUUCAAAACAAGAAGAUGAUGAUGAUCAUCCAAACCCUUUACAAUGGCUGUUUACUCAGAUUGGAUUAUACUGUGGCUGUGGUACUUCCUAGAUAUAAUAUGCAUGUAUGUAUGUAUGUAUGUAUGUAUCUCUAUCUAUACACUUCACUGCAUAUCAUUCAUUUUUUUACAACUUCAAUAUUGAUUUCAUUCAUUCUGUUUUCAAGGCCAACAAUAUUCAAGUUAGUUUUUCUUUCGGGGUAUCAGUUGUACAUUGUGCAUGGAUAGUUGUACAAGUGAUUCGUUCUUGUAUUGUAGAAUGAAGGUAUGAUCAUUUCUUUCA
Messenger RNA from Cynara cardunculus var. scolymus (artichoke), 2511 nucleotides. Its product is annotated as sterol 3-beta-glucosyltransferase UGT80B1. Bases 395 to 2281 code for a protein of 628 amino acids. The transcript is spliced from 15 exons. Lineage: Eukaryota; Viridiplantae; Streptophyta; Magnoliopsida; Asterales; Asteraceae. Gene Ontology annotation, biological process: carbohydrate metabolic process. Gene Ontology annotation, molecular function: UDP-glycosyltransferase activity; hexosyltransferase activity. The record is from RefSeq and is a predicted model, not a curated record.